GAUGAGGGCCCCACGGGGGCAGUCCCCUGCCUCCACGUCCAUGUCCGCAGAAUGGUUCCGGCGCCGCUUCCUGCACCGGGUACCCUCCUGGGGUCGGGGCCAAUCCGAGCCAAGGGUAUGGGGCACCGGCCCAGGGGACACUAUGGGGCCCCAAGUCAGUGGCCGAGCUCGGCCAGCCAGUCCGUUCCCCUACCGGCGGCCCAAGUUCCUGCGGGGCGUCGGUCCGCCUCCCCGGCCGGACCCUUUCCUCGAUGCUCAGAUCCGUCCGAGGCCAGUCUACUGUCCGGCCCCGGACCGGCCUCUGCCUUGGAAUGCGGGCUACGCUGAGGUUAUUAAUGCAGAGAAAUCCGAGUUCAACGAAGACCAGGCAGCAUGUGGUCAGCUGUCCAUCAAGCAUAGGGAAUUCGGGGACAGUGAAGACCAGGAAUGGAUGAUCCUAUGCCAGGAGGAGUAUGUUACUGGAUGCUACUGGGCACUGUUUGAUGGCCAUGGGGGACCUACUGCUGCAGUCAUUGCCUCCAACGUCUUACACAGCUGCUUGCGAAGAAAGCUGGAAGAUGUAGUGGGGGGCAUCUUGGCGCCCCAACCCCCUAUGCACCUCAGUGGCUGCCGAAUCUGCCCCAGUGACCCCCUGUUUGUGGAGGAGAAGGGAAUCCAGGCACAAGAUCUGGUGAUUGGAGCCAUAGAGGAGGCUUUCCAGGAAUGUGACACAGUGAUUGGGCAUGAGAUGACAGCCACUGGCCAGUCUGGGGGCUGCACAGCUCUGAUCAUCCUCUACCUGGAGGGGAAGCUGUAUGUUGCCAAUGCUGGGGAUAGCAGGGCCAUACUUGUGCAGAAAGAGGGCGUGAAAGCUGUGAGUUCCGAGUUUACCCCUGAGACAGAGAGACGGAGAAUUCAGCACUUGGCCUUCAUUCAUCCCAGGCUUCUGGCAAACGAGUUUACCAGGCUGGAGUUUCCCCGACGCCUGAAGGGUGAAGACCUAGGCCAGAAGGUGCUAUUUCGAGACUACAACAUGAAUGGCUGGGGCUACAAACAAGUGGAGAAAUCAGACCUCAAGUACCCACUGGUUAUUGGACAGGGCAAGCAGGCUCGUUUGUUGGGUACUCUGGCUGUGUCCAGGGGCCUGGGAGACCAUCAGCUAAAGGUUCUGGACUCGGAUAUCAACAUCAAGCCUUUUCUUCUCUCCAUCCCUGAGGUCACUGUAAUAGAUCUGGAACAGCAAGAGACUCAGGAGAAUGAUGUCAUCAUCAUGGCUACUGAUGGGCUCUGGGAUGUCCUGUCAAAUGAACAAGUAGCCCAACUAACUCGUACCUUCCUCCAAGACAACAGACAUGACUCUAACAGGUUCUCAGAACUGGCCAAAUUGUUGAUCCACAGGACCCAGGGCAAAGAGCAGAGCACCUGGGAACAGAGCUCAACUGGGAAAGUGCUGGUAUCCUAUGAUGAUAUCUCUGUGUUUGUGAUUCCCUUGCACCAUAAAAAAUAGUAGGGAUUCCUGAGGUCUUCAGCUAUCUCUUCUUGAAACCUGGGACACCAAGCUAAGAGAAUCUCAAAAGUUGUCGGCUGCCUCAGAGGGAAUUGAUGACCACUGUUUUAAGUCUAGCCCAACCCGUUUUGGAUUUUACAUAUGCUUCAUUUAGCCACAACAGGCUUGGGACUAUUGCAGUCUAGACCAGAGAGACAUGUCCUAGCUCUUGCUACACAAGCUUUUCCUAGCUAGGGGACAUCUGCUGACAUAUUCCAUGAAGCAUGUUCAAGGAACUUUUCAAAAAAACAACAACAACAACAAAAAAUCAGAUUUGGCUUGUCUUGAAAAGAUAAGAGGGCAAACCAUGAGUCCUGAAAAUCAAGGUUAUAAAGAAGUAGAGCAGAAAUAGCAAGGACCCAGGACUUUUGAAGAAAUAGGUGGUUCUUCUCCCUCCGUCCCUCCCCCAAAAAGUUUCUUCCCUGGCUUGUACAAUUUGACUUGGGAAGAGGAUGAAGAGUUGCCUUUUCUCUAAGGGAAUAUACUAAAUCACAUGAUAGUGUCCAGUAAUAUCUCUAGGAUCCACUCAUAACUGGUCCUCUGAUUCUGAGCAUUUUCUUGUGACUAGUCAUGUCCCUGGUUAAUUUGACUAAAUGCAUACUUUUUGUGGAUAGAGGAAUGCUCCAGAAUGAUUUUCUGUUACUUAAAUUACCAUGUACAUUAAAGCUAAAGCUGAAAAUACAAACUUA
Molecule: messenger RNA, 2214 nt
Organism: Gracilinanus agilis (Agile Gracile Mouse Opossum)
Lineage: Eukaryota; Metazoa; Chordata; Mammalia; Didelphimorphia; Didelphidae
Gene: PPM1M
Product: protein phosphatase, Mg2+/Mn2+ dependent 1M
Exons: 10
Coding region: 2-1486 (494 amino acids)
Biological process (GO): protein dephosphorylation
Molecular function (GO): protein serine/threonine phosphatase activity
Source: RefSeq, a predicted model, not a curated record